Marmota monax (woodchuck) is the source of this 662-nucleotide messenger RNA. It is a transcript of the gene Lbhd2, whose product is annotated as LBH domain containing 2. Bases 100 to 426 code for a protein of 108 amino acids. The transcript is spliced from 4 exons. The record is from RefSeq and is a predicted model, not a curated record. Lineage: Eukaryota; Metazoa; Chordata; Mammalia; Rodentia; Sciuridae.
GGGACGCGGGGAGGAGAGCCCCAGGCCGGCGAGCGCAGCGCCUGGCGAGCGGAGGUCCGGGCGGGAGCACCCAGCGCAGGCGCCUGUCAAGGCAGCAGCAUGAGCACCUCCCAGCCCACCUUGUCAGAGCUAAGCCCUGUUGAGGGAACCGGCGGCCCAGAAGGGAAGGCAGUGGGGAGUGCCCGGGAGAAGGGCCCUCGGCUGGGCCCGCGGCUGCCCUCAAUCGUGGUGGAGCCCAGUGAGGCAGGUGCUGUGGAAAGUGGGGAGCUGCGCUGGCCCCCAGAGGGCAUCCAGAGGGGUGCCCUUCCGAGCCAGGUUGUUGCUGCUGCCCCCUCCCCAAGUCUACAAGGAGCAUCAGGGAAGGCGGCGGAUGAUGUUGGCAGUGAGUGUGCCAGCUCCAUGGACCAGGCACCUCUGGCCCAGUGACAGAGAAAGACAUGGAGGGGCUCUGCUCUCUGACUGCUGAAAGGGCCUCAGUCCCAGGGUGGCUGGGCUACUGCACAGAGAGGGCUUGUCCUGCCCAGACACCCAGUUGGCAGAGCUUCCUGUCUCACCAGGUCUGGCCAGGACCUCAGCCCCUGCCUUUUCCCUCCAAGGCCCGGUCUGGACCACAUCCUCCUUGUUCUGUGGUUUGGAUCAGAAAUAAAGGCACUUCCUGGUCA